UUCGGGUUUCCCAUUGAGUUCGUCUAGUUGUUUAAAUUUGAAGCAUUUACUAAUCCUAGAAAAAUUCACUCUCCUCCUCACCUCUCUUUUAUGAUCAUUGAUUGUGCACGCUUAAAACAGGACUCUUCUAUAAAUAUGAAUAAUAAGAACAUGGGUGUCAGAAUUUAAAUAAUAAAAAUAAUAUCAAUUUUAUGAAGUAGAGAAAUAAAUAAGUUGUUCAAGUGGUUGUUUGAUUUUAUUUGAGCUGCUACAAUAUCCAAGAUUCGAGAUGAAUUUGAAUUUUAUGCUGACGGAAAUUUCACUUCAACUUUUGGACAAUACGUUUUUCGACAUGUACGGCCAAUCAACCGACAACAUGAAGGAUCUGUUUACUCCGCAAAGUUCUACCGUGCAACUAAAUAAUGGCCAGAAGCGCCAGAAAAAAAGCUCUGAUCUCCUCUCCUGCAUUGGAAUAGCUAACUUUGAAGACCUGCAGAAGGAUUGCGGUCGCUAUGUAGAUAGCCAGUAUCGAGGAUUUGUCGAUAAUUUGCAGGCCCGAAUCGAAACGAUGCCUUUGUCGGACGAAGAAUCGGACUCCCAUGGUAAUUUGAAAAUGAAGAAGACCCAAGCGCAAAUGCACACUGAACUGUGCGAGGUACGGAUAAGAACGCAGCGGGAAUACGCGAAAAUGGUCGCGCACUCGAAGAAAAUGAUGGAUAUCUAUCUGGACACAUUGCCCCAAAAUGCCAAACGAGGUUUCGAGUCUACAAAGUACGUCGAGGAAGAGCGAAGUGUCUUGCUAAACGAGUACAAUAGUUUGCUGUACUUUCUCAAAUACAUUUUAAGCGAUGUUGAGGAUCGGGAACAGUGCGAACAAAUGUUGGAAAUCAUCGAAGGUACAAAAGAAUCAUUUAUAUAUGACAGCUCACCACAGAGUACCAAAAGGCAGAGAGGGGUAUCAGAAUAGUAGAAACGCAGCUGCGAGCCAUUCCUGCUAAUCAAUCCAGCAGUAUCACGACCCUGUACAAUAUAAAUCGAAUUAGCUAUUUGAAUCCAGUGGUGAUUCAACCUUUUACGAGUUGUUUGUAGCGCAGAAGGAAGAACAAAUCAAUCAAUCAACCCACUUACAGAGCGCGCAUGAUUUUACAUACGCCCCGAAGACGGAGGUGAAAUGCAAUAAAAUCUAAGAAAGGAUGCCAACAUGCAAUCAUUUCUCGUUUGUCCAACAUUCUCGAUAAUUGACAGCAGCAAGCUGUGUGCCUAACAUACUUUUCGGAUGGGAAUAACUGUUUGAAAUUUAUAGAUUUUACAACGCAAAAACAUCACAAGAGGGCUGAAAACGAUGGAAACUAAUCGAUUGAAUUUAUAAUAGUCGUAAGAUUGGUCAUAAAAUUUAUUAGUUUGUAAUGGAGGAUAGUCGCACUACAGCCGUAAUCAAAUGAUAUUGCCUUUAUGUCAACUAGCAUUGUAUGUGCCGUGUCAAAUAAAUGUGUGAACAAAAAAUAACUACCAUUGUGUUUUGUGAU
Molecule: messenger RNA, 1505 nt
Organism: Wyeomyia smithii (pitcher-plant mosquito)
Lineage: Eukaryota; Metazoa; Arthropoda; Insecta; Diptera; Culicidae
Exons: 4
Coding region: 269-946 (225 amino acids)
Source: RefSeq, a predicted model, not a curated record